Angiostrongylus costaricensis is the source of this 909-nucleotide messenger RNA. Lineage: Eukaryota; Metazoa; Nematoda; Chromadorea; Rhabditida; Metastrongylidae. The record is from the annotation of a GenBank genome assembly.
AUACAUCCUGGAAGAACGCGUUCUGGUCGAAAUGUCGCUGUUAAACGAGCUAGAGAUGAGAAAGAAAUCCGUGCGGCCCAAAAGGAAGUAGAGUUCUAUCGUCGCUGUGCUGGUGCUCGGAAUAUUGUCCAGUAUCUUGGAUGCGAACAUAGAAAAGCUACAAACCAUUCUCCUGAACGUUUUUCAUUCGCCAUGGAACGUGCCUUGUUCUCACUGGACAAACUCAUGAAACGUGUUCGAAAUUUACAGGGUCUUCCUAAAGAAAUUAUAGUUGAUCUUUUAUAUGAUUCAGUUUUCGCUUUAUUAACGUUGAAGGAUCGUGGUAUUGCUCAUCGUGAUAUUAAACAUUUGAACAUACUAGUAUUCCCAGGGCCAAAGAAAGGUCGAAGGUCACAAUAUUUAUUCAAGUUUUGCGAUAUGGGUGUGUCGAGUUUUGUAGAUGAUGAUGGAAUGAUGCAAACCUUAGUUGGUACGCCGAAUGUUUUGUGCCCUCCUCUAGCGUUUGCACAUGCACAACGGAGUCCGCGAUCUCGCGACCACUACACUCGAGAACAGUGUGAUUUGUGGUCACUCGGCUGUACGGUCUAUUUUGUUUCCACGGGGAAAUUUCCUUUUCCAGUUGAUCCAAAGGAUCCUAAUGUUUACGCGCAGGCCGUAGCUAACUGUUUGUAUGAGUGCUGCUCUUAUUAUGGCAAUAGAACAUUAUUGGACUACCGUCGGUAUUUAAGGUGGUUCCGCCAUUGUCUGAAGAGGUUGAUCGCCAUGUUGUUUAGCCCUGAACCUACCCUAGAGACUUUACGUGAGAUGGUAAAAUCAAUGCAAGAGUCCUCUGAGAAACGAUAUAUUUCUAUCGAAUCAGUUGAAAUUUAUAACUACUGCGAUUUGAGAGCUAUUCCAUCGUUUAGGUGA